AUGCUCAGCAGAAUUAACCUUCAAAAGUCUGUUGUUUCCGCAGCAAGACAAGGUUUAAAAACCACAAGAUCUUAUUCUCUUGCGGCCACUUAUUUUCCAAAUGAACCAAAAUCUCCAGAAUUAAUCACUGAUUCAAUUCCAGGACCUAAGAGUCUUGCCUCUAACGAGGAAUUGGGUGAAGUUUUCGAUAAUAGAGCUGCUUAUUUUGUCAGUGACUAUACUAAUUCCGUAGGAAACUAUUUAAGUGAUGCUGAUGGAAAUCGUUUAUUGGAUGUCUAUGCACAAAUUUCAUCGAUUGCUCUUGGAUACAACAAUCCAGCAUUGAAAGAAACCGCCAAGCUGGACGAAAUGGCCACUGCAUUGAUCAAUAGACCUGCCUUGGCUUGUUUCCCUCUGACUGAUUAUGGGAAAGUAUUAAAGGAAGGGAUUUUGGCAGCUGCACCACCUGGAUUAAGUAAAGUAUGGACUGCACUUUCCGGGUCUUGUGCCAAUGAAACCGCCUUUAAAGCUGCCUUCAUGUAUCAAGCAGCAAAGAGAAGAGGAUCAAUGGAUUUCACUGCUGAAGAAUUGACCUCAGUAAUGCAAAAUAAAACUCCUGGUGCUUCAGAUGCAGUCAUUUUAUCAUUUGAAAAGGGAUUCCAUGGUAGAUUAUUUGGAUCUUUAUCAACCACUAGAUCCAAGGCAAUCCAUAAAAUGGAUAUUCCUGCAUUCCCAUGGCCAGUUGCACCAUUCCCAAAAUUAAAAUAUCCAUUGGAUGAAUUUAAACAUGAAAACUUAGCUGAAGAAGAUCGUUGUUUAGCUGAAUUGGAAGAAAUUUUCCAUUCAUACCCAAAGGAAAUUGCUGCCAUUAUUGUUGAACCGGUUCAAUCUGAAGGUGGUGAUAACCAUGCAUCUGCCCGUUACUUCCAAGGUCUUAGAGAUCUUACUAUGAAGUAUGAAAUCUUGAUGAUUGUGGAUGAAGUGCAAACUGGGGUUGCAGCCACUGGUAAAUUCUGGGCCCAUGAACAUUGGAAUUUGACCACUCCUCCAGAUAUGGUUACCUUUUCCAAAAAAUUCCAAGCCGCUGGUUUCUAUUUCAGAAACCCAGACUUACAACCUCAUCAACCAUUCAGACAAUUCAACACUUGGUGUGGAGAUCCAUCCAAGGCAUUGAUUGCCAGAACUAUUUAUCAAGAAAUUUCUAAAAACAACCUUGUUGAAGCAACUGCUCAAGUUGGUGAUUACUUAUAUAAAGGAUUAUCGGAAAUUUUGGCCAAAUACCCAACCAAGGUUAAGAACUUGAGAGGUGAAAACUUUGGUACUUUUAUUGCUUGGGAUUUCAUUGGAGCUAGUGAAAGACAAGAAUUCUUGGACUCUUGCCGUGCUCAUGGUAUUAAUAUGGGUGGAUGUGGUGAUUUUGCAGUUAGAUUGAGACCAACUUUGGUAUUUGAAAAGAAUCAUGCUGAUAUUUUCCUUGCCUUAACUGAAGAUAUCAUGAAGAAAUUGUACACAUAA
[Candida] anglica is the source of this 1494-nucleotide messenger RNA. The record is from the annotation of a GenBank genome assembly. Lineage: Eukaryota; Fungi; Ascomycota; Pichiomycetes; Serinales; Debaryomycetaceae.